This is a messenger RNA of Micropterus salmoides (largemouth bass), 3682 nucleotides long. Its product is annotated as leucine-rich repeat-containing protein 52-like. The record is from RefSeq and is a predicted model, not a curated record. The transcript has 2 exons. NCBI's taxonomy places the organism in Eukaryota, Metazoa, Chordata, Actinopteri, Centrarchiformes, Centrarchidae. Gene Ontology annotation, molecular function: voltage-gated potassium channel activity; transmembrane transporter binding; potassium channel activator activity. Gene Ontology annotation, cellular component: voltage-gated potassium channel complex. Bases 371 to 1348 code for a protein of 325 amino acids.
CGAUGGCAAACAUGUUGUGGAACAACUGACCGUGAUCAUUGCAAGCAGCGCAGCAUGAGAGGAUGUUGUAAGCUUUUACGAUAUGUGAAUAGAUGUGUUCUGAUGGAAGAAACCCGAUAAAGCAAUGAAAUGUGAAACAGCAUGAAGGCAUCUGAUUGUCAAGUUCCAGUCACUUGAUGCGCGCUGGAUCCAGGACCAACGACAGGAUGAACUGAGACAUUACGCGCAAGCGGUUGCCACGGGGGAGCGUUAGGUUUGACCUCUGUGGAAAUCAUUUCUGGGACAAACAACUCAGUGCGGAUGUAUCAAUGAAGAAUGUGACUGCAUCGGACUCUCUCCAAACGGGGUGGAUGAAGCCCUCGGCGGUGUCAUGCGUCUUGCCCCGCAGCCAAGCGCGCGACCCUUGCGGCUCAUAGUUCUGCUUCUCCUCACCGCGGGGGUGAACACAUCCCCGGUGCUGUCUUCGGGCUGCCCGGACAAGUGUGUGUGUGAUGACCAGCUGGUGGUUCAGUGCGCUGGGCAGCACCUUACCACCUUCCCGGUCAACUUGCCGCUGGCCACAAGGCAGCUCAUCAUCUCCAACAACCGCAUAGUGGAGCUGCCGCCGCUCGCGCUCAACUACCUCUCCGACCUGGUGUACCUGGACUGCAGCAACAACUCCCUGACGGAGAUAUCCGAGUCCACGUUUGGGAAUCUACGGAAGCUGGCCUACCUGGACCUUUCCUUCAACACCUUGAUCCGGAUCGAGGACAGGACGUUCGGCCCCUUGACGAGCCUGGUGAUGCUGAGGAUGACCGACAAUCCGGGGCUCUCGGAGAUUCACACGGACGCCUUUGCGGAAAACGCGGCCCUUCAGGUGCUGGAUGUCAGUCGGAACAAUCUGACCAUCCUCAACAUCACCUCCCUGAUCGCGCUGCCCUCCCUGCGCUCGGUGGGACUGAGCGGGAACCCCUGGAGCUGCGAGUGCGACAACGAAGACUUGUGCCUGUGGGUCCACUUGGAGGGCUUCAAGUUCCAAGAUGAGGGCCUUACGGUGUGUGGCUCACCUGCUGACAUGCAGGGCCGUCGUCUGGGUGAGGUGGGCAUCCAGCUGCGGACGUUAUGUCACCAGACUCUGGGCUCCUGGGACUACCUUUUCUUUGUAGUCAUCGGCUUUGUCAUCUUUGCUGCCGGCACUGUGUCGGCCUGGGUGAUGGGUGUCAUUAUGGUGCUCUAUGAGCGCUACAUCAAGAAGAAGGAUGAACAGCUGGAUGUGGAUGACGAGGAUGGAACCAGUGCAACGGGUGGUACCUCGCGGGUCAGGAGUGACCAUGGCAACGGGAAUUUGAAAACGUCACACACUGUUUAAAAGAUUUAAUGCCACUCUGCCCGCCAUGGAUUCCCACAGUGCCUCCUGACAGCUUCCAGGACCAUCUAGUGAUACUCCAGUCAAGUGGAGUCUGUCCAGCUCCGAAAGAGAAAAAGAAAUGAUUCAAGAGAGAUGAGGAAUGUCAUUCUUCUAAUUUGUAGUGGGCUUUCAGUUGACAUAACACACUCUGGCUGCCUUUGUAGAGGUCCUGAGCCCUUGGGUAUUACUUACCAUGUAUGCAAAUGUAUGGCUUUUCUAUAAUGGUUUCUAUAUUACUUGGUAAUAUUUGAGUGUGAUGUGGUUAUACAGGGUGUCAAAAGAGCUUAUAUUAGUCAUUCUGGUUAUCUUGGAAGCAUCAGCAUAAUAUCAGCACAUGCUCAUUUUGGCUUGUGUACCAGUAUCAACGGUCACAUUUACCAGCUCAAGUUUCACAUUUUGGGAACUUAAUUUUAUCACUUUUUGCCAAGAUUUAGAUGAGAGGAUUGAUCCCACUCUCAUGCCUGCCCGUUAAAUAUGAAGCUAAUAGCCAUAGACUGUUCGUUUAGAUUAGCAUUAAAACUGAAAACAGGGGGAAACAGCUAGCCUGCUGCCUCUGUUGAAAGUUAACUAUAUCCACCUAUCAGCACUUCAUUACUUGUUAUAUCUUGUAUGUUUUUUCUUGGCCAGGAGUGUCUCCCAGUGACCCAGUCGCCUGGCAACUGUUCCCUGCCAAGAAACAAUCUGGCACUUAGUUCUCUCAUUAAAAAUGGCAAAUUUUCAUUUUUGCACUUAUGUUAUUGUACAGAUUAAACUAACAAGAUGAACGGUAAUUAGCGAUCCUUAGAGGUGCUUGUAGGCAGAAUUUCUUACAUUUGGACAGACUCAAGCUAGCUGUUUCCAGUCUGUAUGUUAAGCUACACUGACUGGCUGCUGGCUGUAUAGCGCUAAAUUGAACAGACAGACAUGAGAGUGGUAUUUAUCUUGUCAUUGCACUUUUGGCAAGAAAAUUUGUAUCUCAUGUCAAACUACUCUUUUAACCCCCAUCUGGGACCAGCUAGUUCCAACAAAGGAACAGCAGUACUCAUCAAAGUCCAAUUCAAACUAUCAACCAGCUUAAGCCGAUUGUUUUUGCUAGUGGGAAAAAUAUCUUCACUUUGUGAGUAAUGUUAGUUUGUUGACACACCUCAUUUGAGCAUCACCUACUUUAUCCAGUAGAAACCAUUGUUACUUGUUACUGUAACAUUAAGGACUUUUUUUUCUAAAAUUAGAUAGAGAGACCAAAAUCAGAAGGCCUAAAGACAAUGGCGGUUUUCCCUUCCAAUAAACCAACACUUUUUUUCUCAAGGAACCAAAAUAAAUUGGGCUUUUGGGACAUUUGUUUUGUACCUAUAAUGUUAGAAACUGGAUAUAUACACCUGUUACUAAUUACUAUAACAAUAUAUUUCUAGACCCUACUUACAAAAAUAGCAUUGUUUGCAAGCAAAACUUUUGCCAGUGGAUCACCAUAAUGGCAACAAGAAAAGCAGAAUUGAGACUUAGUUUCACAGCCUCUCCAGGAAAUUUAAAGUGGUGUGAUCAUUCUACUCAUAGGUAUGAAAUGAGAGGAUUAAAUGCAUUUAUACAGUGCAUUUAAGUGAUUGAGCUUAUUUGCAGAUGUGUCAGUGUGUCGAUCAUUGGUUCAGUGGUGUGUAGUUUUUUUUGCUGAUAGUUAACCUCCCUCAUCUUUUAGCCAAGAAACAAAUUGCAGUAUGUUUGUGAAGUUUAGAACCAACAUGUGCUGAGGUCGGUUUUGGAAGCUCUGCUGGAUGGAAAGUAAACAAGAGUGUGAUAAGUGAUUUCUGCUUCAUUACCUCUUUGUUGGGUAACUGGUUUGAGUGCAGUGUCCCAUCUUUGAGGGUGAUUGACAAUUCAAUUCAUUAAAUAAGAAAACAGGAUUUACUGCAACAUACAAAAGAUCCUAAAUGCAAUCAUGUGAGACUCAUUCUUAAAAAGAUCCAUGCUCCUAAUUUCUUAGUAAAUGAAUUAGACCUUUUGUUUACACUUUGAAUUGAGUGAAUUUAUGAGUAAUUUACUCACCAAACCUGGUGUUUAAUAGAUAUACAGUUGUGACAGUUUACAGAAAUAAGGCAGAUAAUGCUGUCUGGACAAACAGGGAGCAGAAUUAUUUCAAUCUACAAUGGAAAAUAUUCACACCUGCUUUGUUUGCGGAUUUGCUUCCAGUUUACAACAUCAUAGAUCACAAACUUAGAGCAGAAUGACAAUUUCUAUAUUUUAGAUUAUAGUUAUCAGGCUGUACCACUCCCAUGGAGGACUGAUCCUGACAUAUUAAGAAAUAAAUACAUAAAUAAAUGCUCA